Mesorhabditis spiculigera is the source of this 492-nucleotide messenger RNA. NCBI's taxonomy places the organism in Eukaryota, Metazoa, Nematoda, Chromadorea, Rhabditida, Rhabditidae. The record is from the annotation of a GenBank genome assembly.
AUGAUGAAGUCGUCUCCUGUAAUUCUCGCUCUUUUGCUGGGAGCCGUUGUUGCCGUCCCAUCUUGGCUCAAUGUUGCUUCGGUAGCAGGUGUCGCUGAGGAUUCUUGCGAGGCGUACCGCGACGCAGCUGCGUCUGGCAAAGACCAAAAAUUCACCGACAUGGCGGCGCGUCUCGCCAAGAUGGCUUGCGAGGAAGACGGGACAACAAAGCCGAAAUAUGAAGAACUGAACAGCUGCCUGCGGCCCAAAAUGGCCGACACGGCCUUGGCAGCGAGCUGCGUGCCCGGGACCGCGGGAGAAACCGACAUUUGCAGGAAAGUGAUCGCGGUCACGAAGUGCCUUCUCGAGACGGCCGCAUCCGCUUGUGGAACUGCCGACGACCUCAUCUAUGUCGCUCUCCGCGACCACUACGCCAGCUACGAAGCGGAAAUGCCGGCACCAAUUGAGAGGUGCCGUGAGCAGCUCUUUGAAAUGCACGAAGAACUCCACCAC